CUCGUCGAUCACUCCUAUAUACAGCUACAUGCCAGUUCAGACCGCUAGUCUCUCAUGUAUCAAGACACAGAGUCACCGCAAUCGGUCUCGUCAAUCGCAAGCUCACGGAUGGCAUCGGCCUCAGCCUGAUCUCGCGAGAUGGACGCCCUGAAAGGAUGGUUCAACCCGUCCAGGAAACCACAGACGGGUUACCUACCGCUUUCCCAGAACAGGGAAGAUGACGAACAUUCUAACUCCGGUCUAUCUAGAAGCACAGAUGAUCAAAGAUUCACGAGUGAUGAUCCAAAGCCUCAUCAGCGCGAUCGGAAUUCGGAGGACGACCUACUCCCGCUGGAGUUCUUCGGUAUCGAGUUACAUCCAGAUACCUAUGGUCUGUUGGAAGACGACCAAGCUCUCUCCGAAGCUUUCGGGAUUAAUGGCCUAAAAGACGUAUUCAGCAGCCGGAUCGUAGUGAUCUGCGCAAUCUCUGCAUGUCUAGGCGGGCUGUUGUUCGGGUUCGACCAAGGCCUCCUCUCGAUCGUCCUCGUCAUGCCUCAAUUCCUACGUGUUUUUCCCGAGGUCGAUCGCGUUACUUCUCCAAGGGCGGAGUUUAACAAGGGCCUGAUGACAGCAACCCUAGAACUCGGCGCGCUCCUCGGCGCACUCCUAUCAGGGUACAUCUCCGACAAACAUUCUCGGCGGCUCUCCAUCGCCUUCGGUCUUUGCUGGUUCAUAACCGGAUCUACCCUCCAAACUUUGUCUAAGGGUUACCUGAGCUUGGUCUGGGGAAGGGGGUUGGGAGGGGUUGGGAUUGGGGUUUUGAGCAGUACGGCUCCGAUUUAUGUGGCCGAGAUCUCGCCGCCGAAUAUCCGAGGGACGCUCUUGGUCGUCGAACAGUUCAUGAUCGUCUUCGGGAUCGUAGUCAUGUACUACAUCACCUACUUCACCCGCCACAUCACCGGAGAAUGGUCAUACCGCCUCCCCUUCCUCAUCCAAAUCCUCCCCGCUCUGCUCCUGGCCAGCCUGCUCUACUUCCUCCCUUACUCGCCCCGCUGGCUGGCCAGCCAAAAAGGCAGGGACCUCGAUUGCCUCCAAGUACUCGUCCGGCUGCGCAAGCUCCCCCCAAGUGAUCCUCGGGUUCAAGCUGAAUGGAUCUCCAUCCGAACGGAAGCCAUCCAUUCACGUCGAGCGUUCGCCCAGCGUCAUCCAGAGUUGUCGAAGUUGGAGCCGAAGUCGGAAGGUGGUAAAGAGGGCACUGGGUUGGGUUGGGGAAUGUUUGCCGAUCUCAAGAAGGAAUGGGCUGAGUGGGUGGAGAUGUUCGGACUCGAGGUGAUCAAGCGGACGCAUGUCGGGAUGGGGAUCAUGUUCUUCCAGCAGUUCGUCGGUAUAAACGCCUUGAUCUAUUACAGUCCGACAUUGUUCGAAACGCUAGGGCUGGACUAUGAACGCCGGCUCUCGUUGUCGGGGAUCAUGAACGUCGUCCAACUCGUCGCGGUCAUUAUCGCCCUGGUCUACAUCGAACGGUUCGGGAGGAAGACGUGGUUGUUCAUGGGUUCGAUUGGGAUGACCUUGUCGCAUGUCAUUGUAGCCGGGAUGAUCGGCAAAUACUCUGACGACUGGUCCUCUCACCCCAUCCAAGCCUGGAUCGGGGUCAGCGCGAUCUUCACCUUUGUCUUUACCUUUGGCCUCUCGUUCGGCCCGAUGGGCUGGCUCAUCCCCGCCGAAGUACACAGCUCGUCUUUCCGUUCAAAGGGGGUCGCUUUGGCCACGUGUACGAACUGGAUGAGCAAUUUUGUCGUCGGCCUGAUCACCCCGCCUCUGAUCCAGAAGACGGGGUACGGGGCGUUCUUGUUCUUCGCUGCGUUCGGCUUUUCAUCCGGCUUGUGGGUUUGGUACUUUGUGCCCGAGACCAAAGGCAAAUCCUUGGAACAGAUGGACGAGGUGUUCAAGAGCCCCACGGGGAGGUUGGACGAGCUAGCCAAGCGGGAAAUCCGGGAAAGGUUGAUCGGCCUUCACAGACACACCCUCGAUAUGGGUUCCGAGUUCGGGUUGGGGAACGAGGAUGUGAUUGAGGAUGGGCUGGAGAGGAUGGACGGGUAGCUCGAAAGGCCGACAAUCCGACUGGAUUCAGAUUCGAGAACGCACAUUGUGGCGAUCAAGUGCCUGGACCUGCCGUGUCGUGUCCAACGGAAGGACAAGUCCCGCCACUAUACACUACGUAGAGGUAUCCGGUAGUCAUCGUUGACAGCGCGCUACAGU
Filobasidium floriforme is the source of this 2238-nucleotide messenger RNA. Its product is annotated as hexose transport-related protein. The transcript has 10 exons. Gene Ontology annotation, cellular component: membrane. The coding region runs from base 139 to 2079 and encodes 646 amino acids. Gene Ontology annotation, biological process: transmembrane transport; carbohydrate transport. Lineage: Eukaryota; Fungi; Basidiomycota; Tremellomycetes; Filobasidiales; Filobasidiaceae. Gene Ontology annotation, molecular function: carbohydrate:proton symporter activity. The record is from RefSeq and is a predicted model, not a curated record.